Molecule: messenger RNA, 5574 nt
Organism: Chinchilla lanigera (long-tailed chinchilla)
Lineage: Eukaryota; Metazoa; Chordata; Mammalia; Rodentia; Chinchillidae
Gene: Kcnc4
Product: potassium channel, voltage gated Shaw related subfamily C, member 4
Biological process (GO): potassium ion transmembrane transport; protein homooligomerization
Cellular component (GO): dendrite membrane; voltage-gated potassium channel complex; neuronal cell body membrane
Molecular function (GO): protein binding; delayed rectifier potassium channel activity
Source: RefSeq, a predicted model, not a curated record
GCGUAGAUGGCGCGGCUCCCGGCGCCGCCAGAUCGCAGGAGCCCGGCGCCGGGGCGCUGCGCUGAGGCUCCCGCUCGGCGCGGCCCAGGAAGCCUGCAGGCCGUGCCCGGCGCUGGAUUUAUGAAUGGGGGGGAAGAGGCCACAUGCAGCCGCCGCCUCGUGUUGACCGAACGCAGCCUGAGCCCUUGGUGCUCCGGCGGCCGUGAGAGCGUCGGCCUGGUCCUGGCAGCCGCUCGGAGGACUUGUUGCUGCUACGCUGCCGCCGCCACCGCGGGGAAACCGGCCGCUCCCGCGUCAGCGCGGUCUGGGAGCCGGAGGGCGGCCCGCGUGAGUGUGAGCGCGCGCCGGCCCCUCACCGCGCCGGGACUGCGCGCCUCUCCGUUUCCUAGGGGGCUGGGGGGCGUGUCUCCAUCCCGGAGUGUUCCCGUGUCCAGUCUGGUGGGAGCGCGUGCGUGCGUUUGCCCCGACCUCCCCGGGUCCCCAGCUUGAGUCCCCGGCUCUUCUCUCCCCCUCCGGCCUCGCUCCCCGCCACUGCCUGCCCGAACCCAACCACCUGUGCACCCGAGAAACCCAACUCCUCCGGCUUCGCGCUCCGGGAGGGGGGGGAGGCAGGGGCAGGGCCGCGCCGCAGAGGGGGCCGCCGCCACCUCCUGCCUCCUCCUCGUCUCCUCCCCCUCCCCUGUCUGACGCUGCCUUCUCGGGAAGGGUGUUUGGAGGGCAGCGGCCGCCCCAAGCCGGAGCCCUGCAGCGCUUCUUAUGAUCAGCUCGGUGUGUGUCUCCUCCUACCGCGGGCGCAAGUCGGGGAACAAGCCUCCGUCCAAAACAUGUCUGAAGGAGGAGAUGGCCAAGGGCGAGGCGUCGGAGAAGAUCAUUAUCAACGUGGGCGGCACGCGACAUGAGACCUACCGCAGCACCCUGCGCACCCUCCCUGGCACCCGCCUCGCCUGGCUGGCCGAUCCCGACAGUGGGGGCCGGCCCGAGUCUGAUGGCGGUGGCGCGGGCAGCAGCGGCAGCAGCGGCGGCGGGGGUUGCGAGUUCUUCUUCGAUCGGCACCCGGGCGUCUUCGCCUACGUGCUCAACUACUACCGCACCGGCAAGCUGCACUGCCCCGCCGACGUGUGCGGGCCGCUCUUCGAGGAGGAGCUCACCUUUUGGGGCAUCGACGAGACCGACGUGGAGCCUUGCUGCUGGAUGACCUACCGACAGCACCGCGACGCCGAGGAGGCCCUCGACAUCUUUGAGAGCCCGGACGGGGGCAGCGGCGGCGCGGGGCCCAGCGACGAGGCCGGCGACGAUGAGCGGGAGCUAGCCCUGCAGCGCCUGGGCCCCCACGAGGGAGGCGCCGGCCCAGGCUCGGGGUCUGGGAGCUGCCGCGGCUGGCAGCCCCGCAUGUGGGCGCUCUUCGAGGACCCCUACUCCUCCCGGGCCGCCAGGGUGGUGGCCUUUGCCUCUCUCUUCUUCAUCCUGGUUUCCAUCACCACCUUCUGCCUGGAGACCCAUGAGGCCUUCAACAUUGACCGAAAUGUGACAGAGAUCCACCGGGUGGGGAACAUCACCAGCGUGCGCUUCCGGCGGGAGGUGGAGACAGAGCCCAUUCUGACUUACAUCGAGGGCGUGUGUGUGCUGUGGUUCACACUGGAAUUCCUGGUGCGCAUUGUGUGUUGCCCAGACACUCUGGACUUUGUCAAGAAUCUGCUCAACAUCAUUGACUUUGUGGCUAUCCUGCCCUUCUACCUGGAGGUCGGGUUGAGCGGUCUGUCAUCCAAGGCAGCCCGUGACGUGCUAGGCUUCCUGCGUGUGGUGCGCUUCGUGCGGAUCCUGCGGAUCUUCAAGCUCACACGCCACUUUGUGGGGCUGCGGGUCCUGGGUCACACUCUGCGUGCCAGCACCAACGAGUUCCUGCUGCUCAUCAUCUUCCUGGCCCUGGGCGUGCUCAUCUUCGCCACCAUGAUCUACUACGCUGAGCGCAUUGGCGCCAGGCCCUCCGACCCACGGGGCAAUGACCACACCGACUUCAAGAACAUCCCCAUUGGCUUUUGGUGGGCCGUGGUCACCAUGACAACGCUUGGGUAUGGGGACAUGUACCCCAAGACAUGGUCGGGCAUGCUAGUGGGGGCGCUAUGUGCCCUGGCCGGCGUGCUCACCAUUGCCAUGCCCGUGCCAGUCAUCGUCAACAACUUUGGCAUGUACUACUCCCUGGCCAUGGCCAAGCAGAAGCUGCCCAAGAAACGAAAGAAGCAUGUGCCUCGGCCCACCCAGCUUGAGUCACCCCUUUACUGCAAGUCUGAGGAGACCUCUCCCCGGGACAGCACCUACAGUGAUACCAGCCCGCCUGCCCGGGAGGAGGGAAUGGUUGAGAGGAAGCGGGCAGACUCUAAGCAGAACGGCGAUGCCAAUGUGGUGCUGUCUGACGAGGAGGGAGCUGGACUCACCCAGCCCCUGGCCUCUGCCCCCACCCCCGAAGAGCGCCGGGCCUUGCGACGCUCUGGCACAAGAGACAGAAACAAGAAGGCGGCUGCCUGUUUCCUGCUCAGUGCUGGGGACUAUGCCUGUGCUGAUGGCAGUGUCCGGAAAGGCUGCGCAAAGUCCCGGAGUCUAAACAACAUAGCCGGAGCGGCUGGAACCAGUCUGGGGCUGUCUCCACUGGCGUCGCGGUACAGCUCGCCCUAUCCUCCAAGAAAGCUCCUGCUGUCCCAUCCCUUCCACCCGCUCACCAGCCCCCCACCUGGCCCCUCAGCCCCUUAGCUGCACCCUUGGCUUUCCUCUGGGCAGAGGGACACACCAAAAUGAGCACAUCAGCUGCCCUCCCAGCCCUCUUCCCUCCUGGGGCCUGAGGGAGCAAAGGAAGGAAGCUGGAGGAGAAUCCAGGUCCCUGAGCUGGGUGCUCCUCAACGCAUUCAGCUUUGGACCCUGAAGGCAGAGAGGAGGGGUUACUCCCGGGGCUCCUCCCCUGCCCUUCCCCCUCAAGGUCUCCUGAGCCAUAGGUGCUGGCACACCCAUGCCUUGCUUCCCCUCAGGAUCCUUGGGCCAGGAGUGGCACACCGUGUGCCUGGGACCAGUCAGCCUUGCUGGGAAACGAUGCCUGUGUGAAUAUUUUUAAUCACAGCAAAUGCAUUUCCAUUCCUAGUGGCCUUUAACCAGUAACCAAACAGCCUAUCUGUCUGUCUGUCUCUCCAUUGCACACGAGACCAGUGAGGAACAAGGCUGUCAUGUGGGAAACCUUCGCUGGCAUAAGGGGGCUUUGAUUCCUCAAAGGAGCAGUGCCCAUAGCCAGUGCCGCCCUGGGAGAGGGACCUGAUGUUUUCCCCCUCUAGCCUGGGGUGCAGGUGGGAGCUCCUAGACUUGAAGCCUCAAGCUCGGUGUAGGCCAUGGGUGGCUGCCAAGGUGCGGGAGGCCCUCCUCUCUGGGGACCUGCGCCCAAAUUGAGCAGGUGACACCCAGUGGUGGUGCCCAGCCUCCCAUCUGCGACCCGCACUGCAGCAUCUCUCCGCACUGCUUCCUGUGCUUCCAAGAUAGUGUUCCUCUCUCUCAAGCUCGCUCAGACUCCCAGCCCUGCCUCUGAGUCACCUGCCACUCCCACCCAGCUUCUGCGUUCUGUAUUCCUGCCAGAACCGGAGACUCAUCUAAUUUCUAUAAUUAAGUGUAUUCAUUUACCUAACAAGCCCGGGAGCACAACAGGUUUGUGAGUCAUUGGGUGAACAGGGGUACACCUUGCGCAGGGACAGCUGAGGGGAAGUGAGGAGACAGAAGCACCUUGCCCGCACCUGCUCCCGCGGCUCCCAGGGAGGCCCACGUCUGCCAGCCAGCCCUCCCCUAGCAGGCCCUCCUCCACCCGGACCCCGGAGCCAAGGCCUCAGCCGAGACAGUUCCUGUUUCACCUGAAGGGAAUUAGACCUGACAGCAGAGCCCUACGCCUGGCAAUUUUUAGAGUCAGAUUAUGCAACUUUGUAGCAGGAGUGACUAAGGAGGGUCCGUAGCUACUCUCUCCAGGGUGGCAAAGAUAGGCAUGGCAAGACAGCUUUUAGAAACCUGGCAGGACGCUAGAUAAUCUGGGGGCCACCCCAAAAGGUGGCCAGGAGGAAAGAGGAUCAGGUUAUUUCCUGGGGUUAAGGUGUGGUGGAAAGCCUGUGCCAGGGACAUUGCCAUUUCAGUGCCUUCAUCAGCUUUGAGCAGUGACAGGAUGUGCUUGCCAGACAGGCCUGCUCGGUAGGUAGGUACCACACUGGGUCCCCCAGCCCAGCUAUGGUGUGUGGGCCUUGUCACUUCCUCUUAGAAUGAAGUGACGCAUAAGAAUUGAGAUGAUACAGGGGCAUCCAUGCGAUUGCCCUUCAGCAGGGGACAGGCCCCUUUAAGUGGUGGGGUGGGACAGCCUGUGGGGAGGAUGAAGACGCUGGCACCUUCUCCCUUGAAGUGGAGCCCGAGAGCCCAGCUUCCCAGCAACAUGUCCAACCCUACGCCCCAGAGCUCCCAGCACGGGGGUCCUGGGUGGAGUCUAAUGGGGGACAUGACAAACUAGGUGUUCCACUAGCUUGGGUACCACAGCUAUCUUCUCCGCUGACUUGCCACUGUGGUUCAGGGAGCUGAGGCGGCUAUUUCUGUGGCAGCCCUCAAAUUGUCAGGAGCCCAGGUUUCCACGGCACCCACCGCCUCCUCCCCUCUUCCCUCCUACAAGGAUGGGCAUGCUCAUGGCACCCCGGUGGGGGGCACAGAUGUCCCUGGGCGACGAGAUGCAGAAGUGCCAGGCUGGAGCCCCUCAUGCUUGGGGGAGGGGCUCCCAUAACCCUGCCCAACUGUGUCUUCGUAGAGGAGAGACAAGGUCCAGCUGGUGGGAGUGCUGUGCCUGGGGCCUGCCCCCAGCUACCUUUCAAGACCCCUGGGCCUUCUAGGACCUUGGGAAAGGGUGGGUCCUGGAAUUCUAGAGCCCUCGUGUACUCCAGGCCUAUCUGUGCUUCCAGCCCCCACCCAGGCCUUGGGCAUCCCUUCUUGAGAGAAGCCUUUCUCCCACCCACACUCUGGGAGUGUAAUUUGCUUUCUCUUGGAUUGGACUUGGGCUUGCACCCAGUAUUUCAGUUUUUAGAAACCUUUCUCUACAGCUGGGCCUCACCUUCUUCCCACAAAGCAGGGAGGCAACUCCUACAGGGGCUUUUAGCCUCACCUCACCGUCUGUACCAGGACUACCUUAGCCCCCAGGCUCCUGAGAGAAGUGGCUGUGAGGUGCCACUGGAGGCAAGUGACAAUAACCCUAUGGCUGACAGGAACUGGAGGGCAGGGGGAGGGCCUAGCCCUAGACUCUAGGAGGCACCUUUGGGCCUGGAUUGCCCUUCACGGAGCACCCACGAGCGCAGAACCUCCUCCAUCCUGACCAGGGUCACCCUCUGACAACCCUGUCCCACUCCUGUUGGUUCACAUAAGUAGGUUCUAAAACAAGAUUCCCGGGAAGACCCCCAACUUUUAAAGGUCCCCAAAGAUGUAGAGACCAUGAAAGCCAAUGAAAAAGCCACCUAAGUCCAGGCAUGGUGGCAUAUGCCUGUAAUCCCAGCUACUUUGGAGGCUGAGACGGGAGAAUUACAAGUU